AUGUGGUUAAAAUCUAAUCCACCUAAUUCAUUUACAACAUGGGCUACAUUAUCUCAAGCUUUUCUUAGUAAAUAUUUUCCUCUAGGAAAAACUGCUAAGUUUAGAAAUAAUAUAACUAGCUUUGCACAAUAUGAUGGGGAGUCUUUAUAUGAAGCAUGGGAAAGGUUUAAAGAUUUACAACGUAAAUGUCCUCAUCAUGGUGUUCCUGAUUGGUUGCUAGUGCAAACUUUUUAUAACGGUCUUAAUGAAUCUGUUAGAAUAACUAUAGAUGCAGCCGCCGGAGGUGCAAUAAUGGGUAAAAUAACUACUGAAGUAGCUAAUAGGUUACUUGAAGAAAUGACUUCUAAUAAUUAUCAUUGGUUUAAUAAUAGGGGUAAACCAAAAAAUGCUGCUGGUAUGUAUGAAGUAGAAGGAAUUAACAUGUUAAAUGCAAAAGUUGACAACUUAGUUAAUUUGUUUACUAAAAUGAGUAAUGUCAAUUCUAUGUCUACUACUAUGCCAUGCUGGAGAAACCAUCCUAAUUUCUCUUGGAGGAAUUCAGGCCAACAAAAUGUUAAUGUUAAUUCACAACAUCCACCUGACUUCCAUAAAAAACAACCCCAACAAGAAAUUAGACCAUCAUGGGAGUUGGCUAUUGAAAAAUUGGCUAAUACUACUUCUGAAAGAAUUGAAAAGUUGGAAACUAAAGUUGAUCAGAUUGCUAUUUCUAAUAGAAAUGUAGAACUUCAACUUGGACAAUUAGCUAAUGCCAUCAAUUCAAGAAGUCAAGGAGCUUUGCCUAGUAAAACUGAAGUUAAUCCUAAACAACACUGCAACGCUGUCACUCUUAUAAAUGGUAAGGAGUUAAGUACCAUAAAAAGUACAAUUAAAGAAAAUGAGUCCGCCAGUGAAAGUGAAAAAGAGAAGGAGAAGUAUGAAGCUGAAAAAGAACCUGAAUCAACACCUCCUCCACCAUUGAGACCUUAUGUUCCCCCUAUUCCUUUUCCACAAAGACUUAAACAAACUAAACUAGAUAGUGAAUUUCAGAAAUUCUUGAAAAUGUUUAAGCAAUUACAUAUUAACAUUCCUUUUAUUGAUGCUCUAAUGCAAAUUCCUUCUUAUUCUAAGUUACUUAAGGAAAUUAUGUCUAAAAAGAAGAAGUUGGAAAAAUAUGAAACCAUUGCUUUGAGUGAGGAAUGUAGUGCUAUGAUUCAGAAAAAGCUUCCCCCUAAACUGAAAGACCCAGGAAGUUUUUCUAUUCCUUGCACUAUAGGUGAUAUUAAGUUUUCUAAAGCCUUGUGUGAUUUAGGUGCAAGUGUCUCUCUUAUGCCUUUAUCUAUUUGCAAGAAGUUAGGAUUGCAUAAUAUAAAAUCUACUACUGUAUCUUUGCAACUUGCCGAUAGAUCUAUCAAAUAUCCAAUAGGAAUACUAGAAAAUGUGCUAAUUAAAGUUGAUAAAUUUAUUAUUCCUGUUGAUUUUAUUAUUCUUGAUAUGGAUGAGGACAUAGAGGUACCUAUUAUUUUAGGUAGACCCUUCUUGGCUACUGCUGGAGCUAUUAUAGAUGUUAAGAAUGGUAUUUUAACGUUUGAAAUCGGUGAAGAAAAAGUUCACUUUAAUAUAUUUAAUGCUUCUAAAUUUAAUUCACAACGUGAUCUUGUUUGUCAAGUUGAUAUAAUUGAAGACAUGACUAAGAAGAAACAUGUAACUGAUGCUACUAAUGCUCCACUUGAAGUGUGUUUGAGUAAAACAGGUACUCCUCCUCAGCUCAAGAAAGCAAAGGUAAGAAAAGUUUUUCCUCCAAUCAAGGAAUGUUUUUCAUGGAGGAAAAAGGGUGAAUUCAAAACAAAAGAUACCAAAGACUAUAAUGAAGAUGAGUCUCUUAUGCAUGUUACCUGCUAUGCAGCCCUGCUGCUGUUAUGUGCUGCUGUAACCUGCUAUUGCUAUGUCCUGCUAAUAGCUAGUGCUGCUAUGUCCUGCUAG
This is a messenger RNA of Beta vulgaris subsp. vulgaris (sugar beet), 1959 nucleotides long. RefSeq lists its product as uncharacterized. The coding region runs from base 1 to 1959 and encodes 652 amino acids. Lineage: Eukaryota; Viridiplantae; Streptophyta; Magnoliopsida; Caryophyllales; Amaranthaceae. The transcript is spliced from 3 exons. The record is from RefSeq and is a predicted model, not a curated record.